Molecule: messenger RNA, 3022 nt
Organism: Aplosporella prunicola CBS 121167
Lineage: Eukaryota; Fungi; Ascomycota; Dothideomycetes; Botryosphaeriales; Aplosporellaceae
Exons: 4
Coding region: 459-2621 (720 amino acids)
Biological process (GO): peptide metabolic process; proteolysis
Cellular component (GO): mitochondrial intermembrane space
Molecular function (GO): metalloendopeptidase activity
Source: RefSeq, a predicted model, not a curated record
CUACUCUAGUUUCGCUACCGUCCCUGAUCGGCAAUCUGAUGGUCAUUUAAGCCCCGAAAGCUGGGUCCUCGUGACGAAGGACCAAAGGUCAAAAGGGUGGAGAAAGACAAGGGUCCGAGUGACCUCCGGCAACAGUUGUCUCAUCAGCGCAGCUCUCCUCCAACAGCACCAACGCGUCACGUCGUUCACCACUCACUCCCAGUCCAAUUAAAGUACUACACUCCUUUACACGUCCAAGCCUCCGGCCUGCGUGCCAGAUACGUAACUAUUUCGCAAAUCUGGCGGGCUUACGAUUAUCAUCACAUAGGCUGUUGCUUGCUAGCGUCCUCCUCUUCCUCCUCAUCUCCGUCAUCUUGGCUUCCGCGCGCUCCAGCUCCCGCCUCUCGUCGAUACUCGGUUCUCUGCGGCCGGGUGCGCGAGUUAGCUAUCAAACGGUGAGACCACUCACCAACGUCACCAUGGCUCCCGCACAGUACAAGUCGCCGCCCCAGGCACCGCCCAAGUUCACCGCGACUGCGAAGAGCAUUAUCGAUGACACGAAGCGUCUGAUUGGCAGAUCUCGAGCUGUCCAGGAUGACAUUGUCAAGAACAUCACGCCAGAGACGGCGAACUUCGCCAAUGUCAUGCUUCCGGUAGCGCAGGAUGACGACAAGAUGGGCAUCGAGGCGCACAUCCUGGGUUUCUACUCUGCGACAUCGACGGACAAGGCUCUUCGUGACGCCUCCAACGAGGCCGAGUCUCUUAUGGACAAGUUCGGCAUUGAAAUGAGCAUGCGCGAGGACUUCUUCAACCUGGUUGAUGCUGCCUUCAAGAAAAACGAGACCCUCGAUCCUGAGUCCAAGCGCCUGCUGGAGAAGAACCACAAGAGCUACGUCCGCAACGGUCUGGGCAUCCCAGCCGGCCCAAAGCGGGACCGCUUCAAGCAGAUCAAGGACCGCCUGAGUGAGAUUGGCAUUAGCUUCCAGAAGAACCUCAAUGAGGAGAAAGGUGGUAUUUGGUUUACCCGUAAGGAACUGGAUGGCGUGCCGGAGGACGUGCUUUCCGGACUCGAGGAAGGCAAGGGCGAGAACGAGGGCAAGAUCAGAUUGACCUUCAAGUACCCUGACCUCUUCCCUACCCUCAAGUAUGCUAAGAGCCAGGAGGUGCGCCAGAAGGUUUUCGUCGCGAAUGAGAACAAGUGCAAUGACAACGUGGACCUCUUCAGAGAGGCCAUCGUCCUUCGUGACGAGGCUGCGCGUCUUCUAGGGUACAAGAACCACGCUGAGUUCAGAAUCGAGGACAAGAUGGCCAAGACUCCCAAGACCGUCAACGAUUUCCUGUCAGAUCUUCGAUCUCGUCUCGUUGACGGUGGAAAAGAAGAGAUUACGAAGCUCCAGGAACUGAAGAAGAGUGAUCUCGAGAGCCGUGGUGAGAAGUAUGAUGGACACUACUACCUCUGGGAUCACCGCUUCUACGACCGCCUGAUGCUGGAGAAAGACUACCAGCUGGACCAGAACAAGAUUGCCGAAUACUUCCCUCUUGGCCCCACGAUCAAUGGUAUGCUACGCAUCUUCGAGGAGCUGUUUGGCUUGGCCUUUGUAGAGAUUACGGGCGAAGACCGCGACAAGAUUUCCGAGAGUGGAAAGGGCUCCGACAUUGUUUGGCACGAAGACGUCCAGGUCUUCAGCGUCUGGGACGAUGAGGGUGAGGGUAAAGGUUUCGUUGGCUACCUGUAUCUGGACCUGUUCCCGCGUGAGGGCAAGUACGGACAUGCUGCCAACUUCAACCUGCAACCUGGCUACAUUGAUGAGAACGGCAAGCGCCGUUACCCUGCGACGGCUCUGGUUUGCAACUUCUCCAAGUCGACCCCGAAGAAGCCCAGCUUGCUGAAGCACGAGGAAGUUGUCACGCUCUUCCACGAGUUGGGCCACGGUAUCCACGACCUGGUGUCUCGCACCACAUACUCACAGUUCCAUGGCACUAGCACCGUGCGCGACUUCGUCGAGGCGCCUAGCCAGAUGCUGGAGAACUGGUGCUGGACGCCGUCGCAGCUCAAGUCGCUGUCGCAUCAUUACUCGUACCUGUCUCCCGAGUACAAGGCCGCCUACGAAGCCGAUUCCAAAUCUGACAGCAAGCCGGAGGAGCGCAUCCCAGAUUCGUUGAUCAAGUCGUUGAUCGAUACUAAGCACGUCAACGACGCUCUUUUCAACUUGCGCCAGCUGCACUUUGGCAUCUUCGACAUGACGGUGCACACGCCGGCCAGCCACGAGGAGAUCGAGAAGCUUCCCGUCUCUGAGACGUACAACCGGCUGCGUACUGAAAUCUCCAAGCUCGACGGCCCCGAGGCGCAAGACGGCGGCAGCAAGAACUGGGCCUGGGGCAAUGGCCAGGCGACAUUUGGUCAUCUGAUCGGAGGAUACGAUGCUGGUUACUACGGAUAUCUGAGCUCGCAGGUCUACUCGACGGACAUGUUCUACACCGCCUUCAAGAAGGACCCGAUGAACAAGACCGAGGGCCGCCGGUACCGGCACACGGUGCUGGAGCGCGGCGGCAGCCAGGAGGAGAUGGAGACGCUGAAGGAUUUCCUGGGCCGGCUGCCUAGCACCGAGCCCUUCUACAAGGAGCUCGGUCUCUCAGACUAAGCGUGGGAUGUGUGGGUGUGUGGGUGGAAGGGUAGGAGAUGUGAGCGGAGAGGACGCGCUUGAUGCUGCUGCUGCUGAUGCUGCGGAGACGGCUCCUGCGCGUGUGAUGUGUGUAUGUGUGUAGCUAACUAGAGCGCGGCUGGGAAGAAGAAAGAAAGACGCUUCCUUCUUUGCUGGCUGGCUGGCUGGCUAGCUCGGCUCGGCUUGGCUUGGCUGCAUUGUUGUUGUGUUGAGUUGUCUUUGCUCCGGGGCUCUGCUCUGCUCUGCUCUGCUUUGCUCUGCUUUGCUCUGCUCUGCGCCCUUGAUUGAUGUCGGGAAGGACUUUCCCUGCCUGUCUGGUCUGGUCUGGUCUUGUUUGGUCAGGCUUGGCCAGAUCUUGUGCCUAGAUUAGGGCAGGAGUC